Molecule: messenger RNA, 846 nt
Organism: Marmota flaviventris (yellow-bellied marmot)
Lineage: Eukaryota; Metazoa; Chordata; Mammalia; Rodentia; Sciuridae
Gene: Ubxn10
Product: UBX domain protein 10
Molecular function (GO): protein binding
Source: RefSeq, a predicted model, not a curated record
AUGGCCACAGAAGUCCCUGUGAACACAGCACCACCGGAGCCCAGCGCUGUCGUCGGCAUUGCAACUGGCAGCUUUCUUUGGCAGUCAAACUCCCUCAAAAUGCAUGUCAUCAGGCCCAAGUCUGCCAAGGGCCGGACGCGGCCCACUCUGCACAAACCCCAGGGGAAGGAGGACAGCCCCCAGCGCACUGCUUCCCCCCGGCCACCAGCCAUUCCCUGCGAGUCUCCUGGCAGCCAGAAGCCAGGAGCCUGUGCGCCCAUUUCUCCAGCCCAGAGGGCCUUCGAGGAGAUCCCUGAACUGCUGCAGCAGGGGCCCCUCGCGGCUUCCUCUUCCCUCAAUAAGUACCCCGUCCUGCCUUCCAUCAGCAGGAGGCGCCUCCAGGAGGGGGCUGUGGACACAGUAGCCAAAAAGGCCAGCUCACUGCAACUGAGCAGCAUCCGGGCCCUUUACCAAGAGGAGGCCUGCACUGUGAAGCCAAGCAAAGAAGAUUCCAGAGCUUGCGCUGGUGCCCUGGAGAGGAAGUUUGCCACUGGAACCAAGAAGCAGGUCCCCUCCCAGGAUCGAAACCUGGAGGAACCCUCAGACCAAGAACCCAGGCUGCUGCUCGCUGUCCGAUCGCCCUCAGGCCAAAGGUUCAUCCGCCAUUUCCGGCCAACUGAUGACUUACAGACGGUGGUGGCCGUGGCUGAGCAGAGGAACAAAGCGACCUACCGAGGCUGCAGCAUUGAGACCAUGGAGGUGCCCCGGAGACGGUUUUCUGACCUCACCAGAUCGCUGCAGGAGUGCGGGAUCCCCCACAAGUCCGUGCUGGGCAUCUCCCAGGAGGAGAGGGAGGGGUGGCCCUGA